Messenger RNA from Candidula unifasciata, 175 nucleotides. Lineage: Eukaryota; Metazoa; Mollusca; Gastropoda; Stylommatophora; Geomitridae. The record is from the annotation of a GenBank genome assembly.
AUGAUUGAACCCAUGACCUCUAAUCCCAUUACAUGUACAUAUAGUUUUAUAUACUCUAACUCACUGAUAAUGGCUACAAUUGAUGAUUUUGCAAGGCUCCAAGCACGGGCUGAACGGGCAGAUUCUAUGUUGGCAAGCUUGCAGGAUCAGAUUGAUAGUAUUAAAAAAAUUGCAG